AUGGAGUUCCCAUUGCAAGCCGUGGUGGCCAUCCAUCGCGAGUGCACGACACUGGCGUUCGACACAACAUUCGUGUGCAACACCAACGCGAUUCACAGCGGCAGCACGAUGCGGGCGCUGCUCUUCCUCGGCACAAGCAUCGUGUCGUCGCUCAUCUUUUUUGAACAACUUCGUGGAAGUUCCCCCGUUAUGCGUCCGCCAACCCUUACCGCUCCCUGCACCGUCGCAGACCCGCCCACGGUGGCCCCGACGUCGUGGUGGUCGUCCCUGUUGCUUGUCGUUGGGUUUGCGUACAUUGUGGGUACACUAGCCAGCAGUGUCAUGUACCUUAUGGUGCUGGAAGGGAAAAUGUCCAACGACUUUUGGUGGCAAGGGUUCAAUUCCACGGGGGGGCAUCGGUUUCUAGCGUCGUUGUUAACGUCCCAGUACAAGACCGGGGACAUGGACUUGACAGCGCUUCCAAUCUACGGAGCAUUCAACACGACAAACGACGCUGUGGACUUUUCGCUGCCCCAUAGCAUGAACAUUCCUAGCACAAGCAUCGACCAACGUCGCCAUACAGGGGCUUCGCUCCAUGCACGGAUGCUUGGGGGGGUGCCGUGGCUAGCCACACAGUAUUGCUGGGUGGACUUUGACAGGAAAUGGGAGUUGGCCAAUUCUCGGCUGCGGUAA
This is a messenger RNA of Aphanomyces astaci, 672 nucleotides long. RefSeq lists its product as hypothetical. The transcript is spliced from 3 exons. The coding region runs from base 1 to 672 and encodes 223 amino acids. NCBI's taxonomy places the organism in Eukaryota, Oomycota, Saprolegniomycetes, Saprolegniales, Verrucalvaceae. The record is from RefSeq and is a predicted model, not a curated record.